AGCCGCUCUGUGCUCCUCAAGCUUGGGUCAGGUGCCCGAGGCGCUCCCUGUCCUGCGCCCUUUCCGCCGCUCCAGGGGUCGGGAACGGACUCCCGGCAGCAGACUCCCCCGGGAUGGACGCGGCCGCCGCCGGCCGGGGCGCCGCCGUGGCGCGCGCGGACUCGCACGACGCACUGGAGCUCGAGGAGAGGAUGCGUCGCGCCGGCGAGAGGCGCAAGAGGCUGAGCGACCUCGAGGGCAUGCACCUCGUCAGCUGCACCACCCAGUGGAGCUCGUGCAGCGAAGGCGAGCACGCCCCGUGCGGCUACGCCCGCUCCAGCUCCGACAGUUCUCUGGACUCCGAGGAGAGCGCCAGGAGCGACUUGCCCAGCGGCGCACCUGGCGACACGCACGGGGCUGGAAUGGAUGAGUCCUUCGAGUAUCCCUUCGGCGACGACGACGAUGACUACCAGAUCGAGGCUGCCGUCGCUGCGGAGACGCCGGAGGGGCCCGUGCUCUCAGGAUCCUGCGAGAACGACCAGGGCUGGAGGCGAAGGAAGAGUGACGACGUCGUCGGGGACGACGAGGGCGAGACAGCCUGGACUGAGUCGAUGCCCUUGCCCUCAGUGGGGUCGCAGCUGCAUGCCAGCGGGCAGUGUAAGCCGUGCGCUUGGUACUGGAAGCCGGGCAGCUGCCAGAACGGCGCGAGCUGCCUGCACUGCCACGAGUGCCCCGAGGGCGAGAUCCUGGAUCGCAAGAGGAGCAAGGUCAAGGAGCUGCGCCUGAGCGGCGUGCGCAGGGCGGCCACCGACGGUGCCUGCCACCAGGUCGUCUCGAGGAGCCUGAGCGCCCGCGUGCCCGCGCCCACGCCCCUGGCUCCGCCCGGCGACUUCACGCAGCCGCGCGCGAUGGGCGCGACGCAGUCGUUGCCGCUGCCCCCGGGCCUCCAGGCGGCGGCGCUGGCGCCGCCCCCCGGCUUGGAGCUCGAGCCGAUGGCCGUCGGGCGCGACGCCUCGGCGGCGCCCCUGGAGGCCGCCCCUGCGCUGUGCCUCCCGUCGGUGGGCUCCUCGCUGCACGCCUCGGGCGCGUGCAAGCCGUGCGCGUGGCACCUCACGGGAGAGCUGGCGCGCACCCCCGCGGCCCUGCGGCUGCUCCUGCAGCUCCACGGCCGCCACGAGGAGUGCCUGGGCCCCGGCCGCCUCCGCGAGUACGUGAAGACCGGGGGCGCCGAGGUGCGCACGCUCGCGGGCGGCGUCAGAAUACCCUGGGCCUCCUGGAGAGCGGUGGCCGUGGAGGCCUCUGCCUGCCGGCGCAAGCGGGCGGGCGGCUGCCCAGAGGUGCAGGACGUGGACCGCGGCGUCGAGGCGCUGCUGGCCUGCCUGUCGAGCGGCGCCGACGCGGCCUGGGCCCAGCCCGAGGACCCCGCGAGGCCGCUGGGCGGGGCCACGGCCGCCGAGGCCGCGGCUGAGGCCGUCGGGCGCGUGGCGCUCUUCGCCCCGGAGUGGCGCGGGGCGCUGCGGCGCUGCGGCGCACUGGAGGCGCUCGCGCGCUGGAUCCGGUGCGGGCAGGCGCCGCGGCGGCUCCAGCUCGGGCGCUGCUCGGAGCGCUCCUGGCCCGGGUUGAAGUACCUCUUCUGGGCGGCCGCGGCGAUCGCUGGCCUGCCCUUCGUGGCGGCCGAGAUGCGCCUGCACAUGCCGUUGCCACCGAACGACAUCCUCGACGACGACAUCGACGGCGAGUACGCCCUGGUCGGGGUCGAGCGGGGCGAGGACGCCGACCUCUCCUCGCUGCUGGGCCUGGUGGUGGACUCGCUGCGGACGCACCAGGGCGUGCAGGAGGUGCAGCUCGUUGCCGUGGCCAGCGGGCGAGCCGCCCGCCGCCUCGCGCUGCUCGUGCCCCUCGCGCCGGAGGCCGCCCUCCGCGGCGCGGCGCCCGCGGCCGCGGCCGCGGUGGUGGCCGCGGCGCGGCGCUUCCCGCGCCGGCACGACGUGGUCGGGGGCGCCUGCGCCGCGCUGCGGGCGCUGUGCUCGCUGCCGAGGCCCCCUGGCGGCCCGGCCGAGCCGCUCGGAGCGGCGCUGGCCGAGGAGGGCGCCGCGGAGUGUGUGGAGCAGGUGCUGCUCAACUUCGGCGGGGGCCGGGGCAGCAGCGAGCUCCUCGAGGACGCCGCGGCGUCCCUGGCCCUGCUCCGCGGCGUCGGCGCGGUGGUCGCGCGCGCCGGGGACUGGCCGCCGAGCAGCCCGCUGCGUGCCGCGGCGCUGAAGGCCCUCUUCGAGGUGUGCCGGGCGGACCCGCGGCUGCUGGCCGAGGACGCUUGCGAGCACGCGGCGGCGGCCUGCGCGAGGCUGUCCGCGGAGGAGGCCGACGACCCGGGCAGCCGCCUCCACGAGGUGGCCGCUCUGCUGUGCGGCCUCUGCUCCACCGUCGCUGGCGCGGCCGCUGCCGGCGCGGCCGCCCAUGGCGGGCCCGGCGAGAUGAGAGGGCAGGCCCCGGCGGGGCGGUGGAGGCUGCCCGAGCCGCUGGCCCAGGAGGUCCUCCGCCGCUACGCGGACAUUCUCCGGGUGGGGCAGCUGUCGGUCAACGGGGAGGACGUGCGCUGGGAGACCAACGCGUCCACCGAGCUUCAGCUCGCCGCCUUUUGCGCCGCCUUCUGCGGCGAGCUCCGGCGGCUGAAGGACCUCGAGCAGGUCCCCGACGGGGUGCUGGCCAUGGCGCCCUAUUGGCUCUGCAAGGCCGUGAGCAUCAAUUAUGCCCUCAUCGAGGUGCUGAUGCUCGUGCAGGAGGUGGUGGGCAAGAUGUGCACCAUCGAGACGCGCGCCCCCGGAGGCACGAGCAUAGUGGCCUACUUCGUGAACAUCGUGCCCUCGGCGGAGGGGGGCAGCCUGCAGUCGAUGCACGUCGAGAUGCAGUGGGCCGUCUCGGACAACAUUGUCUACCGCGACCCCUGCACGGCGGAGUCAAGGGUGAAGGGCAGCCUCUCUUCGCUGGCCACCGACAUCGGGCUGCCCCCGGACCGCAGGGCCACCACGAGCGUGUACCUCCUCAAGAUGAGGCUCAAGCGGUCCAUCGGUGCCAGGCUGAAGGUGCACAGCGACCGGUGGCCGGAGGACAGCGGCGAGGUGGAGUUCGAGGUCAAGCAGCCGCUGCUUCCGGAGACGAUGCUUGAGCUGGGCGGUGCCGGCGGCCCCUGCGAGCAGAUGGGCCUAGAGCCGCUGGACCUGGCCCGCAUCAACUCCGCGGCGUCCGCCGUGUCCGCCUCGCCGCUCUUGCCCUCCCCGUGGACGAUACCGCCCUCGCCCUCGCCGCUCGCCAAGUUUGGUUUCGCUGGCGGCAGCUUCCGCGGCCCCAGCUCGAUGAGCAGCUUCCGCGGCCAGGCGGCCAAGACCAGGACCCCCAUCAUUCGCAGAACGAUGGUGGGCGGCCAGGAGACGGUCAGCUUCUGCGUCCGCGUGCACGCCCUGCGCGCCGAGGGCCUUUCGAGGAGCGGUACCGUCGCGGGCCGCACCGAGUCCACCGUGACCAUCUCCUACGGACCCGCGAGAACCCCGAGUGGGGCGACGCGUGGGUCUUCCCCGUUAAGGAGAGGGACACCCGCGGGGAGGUGCUGGUGGAGGUCUUCGACGCCGUGGAGCGCGGCGAGGGGGCCCCGGGGAGCAGCUGCGUGCUGCUGGGCUCCGCCAGGCUGCCCGUCAGCGAGGCGUUCAAGGACGGUGGCAGGAGGGGGCUCAUCCACCCGCUGCCCCUGGACUGCCCCGCGGGCGCCGGGGGCGCUCAGGAGAGGCAGCCGGAUCUAUUUGAGGCUGGAGGUUAUCGACAUCAAGUGCCGGCGUCGGCGACUGCGCAGGUGGCCGCGGCCCGGCGGCGUGCCGCGUCGCAGCGGCCCGGCGGGCCAGGCCCGCAGAAGGGGAGCCUGGCGGAGCCUGGCGGCAAGGGCAGCCCCGAGACGAAGGGCCGCGCGCUCUCGACCUGGUCGCAGCGCCGCGCCGCUCCGGCCACCAGGAGCAGCCUGA
Messenger RNA from Prorocentrum cordatum, 3986 nucleotides. NCBI's taxonomy places the organism in Eukaryota, Dinophyceae, Prorocentrales, Prorocentraceae. The record is from the annotation of a GenBank genome assembly.